Messenger RNA from Manduca sexta (tobacco hornworm), 949 nucleotides. RefSeq lists its product as uncharacterized. The transcript has 2 exons. The record is from RefSeq and is a predicted model, not a curated record. Bases 192 to 941 code for a protein of 249 amino acids. NCBI's taxonomy places the organism in Eukaryota, Metazoa, Arthropoda, Insecta, Lepidoptera, Sphingidae.
GAUACUUCAUCAUCGGAUUCGUCGCUUAAAUUCGACAAGAAUUCAUCCGACACACCCGUGUACCAAGUCGACGUGGAGUUACAUGAGAAGACUAGCAAAGCUUUUGAAACUUCGUUCUCGGUCGGUACGACAUUUGGCGUGAAACUUGAGAAGGAAUUGCACGCUGAUGUUUACGUGGAAAAGAAGACGCCAUGCCAGGAAGGGCCCAAGCCUCAGGGACUAGAACAACCCAUCCCGCUCGGGUGCCUCAUACAGGAACGCAAUCGUUAGAGAUAGUAGCCGCGGGAAGCCAAACAGACUCGAACACUAGUGAUCCAUUAAACGCGAGGGCGUCCGAUUCCGAAAACUCGUCGGAUUCGGAACCUCAGGGAAUAAAUCUACAUUACUCGGAGGAGAAUGUCGAAGGGAAUAUGACGAGUGAUGAGGAUGAAGUAGAUAUGCGAGAAUCAGGAGCGUAUGGUAAAUUAAAAAAUGCAAUUAUUCCGCUGGGAUUCAAACCUUUACAUCAGGAUGCAGCGUCAGGUGUAGACGAGCCCGAUGCUCCUUCUAACAGCAAGCAAAUAACUGAAACAGAAAUUCAACCUGAGGGUGUACAAGAAACUAUCAUUCCAGUUCAACAUGAGGAAAUUAAAAUAUCAGCGACAGAAACCAAAGUUGAUGCAAAAUCUGACGAAGUGGAAGAUGAAAAUAAAGAAACUGUACUUGAAGUUCCCAAGGAAGUACCGGUUGCGCUCGAUGUUGAUGUAAAAGGAGGGGUGGAAAUCGAAAGCAAUGAUCUCGUAAAAUCAGCUGAUUCUGAAAAGAUUGAUAUUGUAAAAAAUACUGAUAUUGAAAGUAAUAAAAAUGCAAACAUUGGUGACGAUGACAAAAUAGAAACUCGAAAACAUGCUGAAACUGAAAAUAUAGAAGUCUCAAAACCGAGCCGAAACCAGACGUUAUAAUAACCGAU